Messenger RNA from Brenthis ino (lesser marbled fritillary), 585 nucleotides. The record is from the annotation of a GenBank genome assembly. Lineage: Eukaryota; Metazoa; Arthropoda; Insecta; Lepidoptera; Nymphalidae.
AUGAUGGCGGAUAAAGGGUUGGCGAUCACGCCCAAGCACAUUUAUACUAUUAUCAAUAAUAAUCGUGCUGGUUUUAGAGAUCUCAUCAUGGAAGUUUUCGAUAUUCGAGAGCGAGAACUGAGCAUCUCCGUUAAUGAUGGCAAUUACAGCAACGAAAAGUGUGCAGACCAGACCACCGAUACACUGACCAGUUUAACUGCAAUAAAGAUAAACCUGGUAAUUUCGCAGGAGAAAUGGCACAUUAUGAAACCUCAAGAAAAAGUAUAUGGCAAGCGUAUAUAUGGGAAGUUGCGACAAGGAUGGGCAGACGUUGUAGCUGAAGCUUUAAGGAUUCUGUCGCGAAUGUCACGCAAAAAUCAAUUGUACACUAUUAAAAAACCAACUAAAGGGGUUGAUGUUGUUCUCCAAUGUAACGUGGAUAGCAUUAAUCCAGAUUUACAUUCUGGAAAAAAAAGGAGGCAACUGAGAGGUGCUCGUCGCACUGAAGUGGCAGAUUACCUCAUCGAUGGCGGUAAAGACGCGGUGACAUGUCGUCGAAAAAAAGCUGGUCGAAUAAAAAAUUUGGAGACAAAAAUCCACCGAUCU